AUGCUCCUGCUCAUAGGACAAGCCAGAGGCCACACAAAGAGGAUGGAUCUGCCCCUCAUCAAUGGGUACAACAGGAACAGACUCAACGCUUCCCGGGAAAUCGCCCCAGUGUCCCCCCCGAACUGCCGGCUCAUUAAAGGCAUCGAAACCGGUUCAGAAGACAUCGACAUCCUUCCCAAUGGACUGGCUUUCAUCAGCUCCGGCCUAAAAUACCCAGGAAUAAAGAGCCUCGCACCGGACAAGCCAGGCGAAAUAUUUUUGAUGGAUUUGAACGAGGACAACCCCAGAGCAGUGGAACUGAGGAUCAGCCGAGGGUUUGAUCUGGCGUCGUUUAACCCGCAUGGAAUCAGCACCUACGUAGACAGAGACAACACCGUGUACCUCUUUGUUGUGAAUCAUCCCCAUCAGAAGAGCACAGUAGAAGUGUUUAAAUUUGUAGAAGAUGACAAUUCUCUCGUACACCUGAAAACCAUUCGACACGACCUUCUGACCAGUGUGAAUGAUAUAGUAGCUAUGGGACCCGACAGCUUUUGGGGGAACAGACUCAACGCUUCCCGGGAAAUCGCCCCAGUGUCCCCCCCGAACUGCCGGCUCAUUAAAGGCAUCGAAACUGGUUCAGAAGACAUCGACAUCCUUCCCAAUGGACUGGCUUUCAUCAGCUCCGGCCUAAAAUACCCAGGAAUAAAGAGCCUCGCACCGGACAAGCCAGGCGAAAUAUUUUUGAUGGAUUUGAACAAGGACAACCCCAGAGCAGUGGAACUGAGGAUCAGCCGAGGGUUUGAUCUGGCGUCGUUUAACCCGCAUGGAAUCAGCACCUACGUGGACAGAGACAACACCGUGUACCUCUUUGUUGUGAAUCAUCCCCAUCAGAAGAGCACAGUAGAAGUGUUUAAAUUUGUAGAAGAUGACAAUUCUCUCGUACACCUGAAAACCAUUCGACACGACCUUCUGACCAGUGUGAAUGAUAUAGUAGCUAUGGGACCCGACAGCUUUUAUGCUACCAAUGACCACUACUUCUCUGACUUCAUCUUGAUGUUCCUGGAGAUGUUCUUGGGUUUGACUUGGUCAAACGUUGUUUACUACAGUCCAAAAGAAGUGAAAGAAGUAGCAGCUGGGUUUUAUUCAGCCAACGGAAUCAACAUUUCACCCGACAAAAAGUACAUCUAUGUUGCAGAUGUAUUUGAUCAUAACAUCCAUGUUAUGGAAAAACAUGCUAACUGGAAUUUAACCCACGUGAAGGCACUGCAGCUGGACACUCUGGUUGACAACCUGUCUAUUGACCCUCAGACUGGAGAUAUCUGGACAGGGUGUCAUCCCAAUGGGUUGAAGCUGUUCUACAAUGAUCCUGAAAAUCUGCCUGCCUCUGAGGUCCUGCGCAUCCAGAACAUCCUCUCGGAGGAGCCGGUGGUGACCCGCGUCUACGCCGACAACGGCUCUGUGCUGCAGGGGACCUCGGUGGCAUCCGUCUACCAGGGGCAGCUGCUCAUCGGCACCGUCUUCCACAGAGCUCUCCACUGCCAGCUAUAGCUCCUCCGGCGGGUAAGGCCUGCUGCCCUGGAAGGGGUUGGAUCCCUUGGCAACGCGCUUCGUUUCCACUAGAUUUCCUAACGACAGGACUGUUCCAGUAGAGGUGAGCUUGACUCAUGGAAACCUAGCGUAGCCUUCCUCUCCCAAACGAGAGUCUCAUGCCAUAGUAAAGGAAAUGGAACCGAAGGUGAGAAAUUAGUUAAUCUGUGUGUGGCGGAGGACCCUGUGUCAGCAGCAGAGGGUAACCGUGACGUUCAAAUGCGGAUUACAGAUGACUAAGAUGUCAGACACUGAAUUAUCUGUUGCAACUGGAUUUCUGCUGUUUGUUUUUGUUUUCCCCUGAAGAAAAAUGGUUUUGUAAAAGAGAAUUGCUAACUGCCAGCGUGGUGUGUGCUUUCUUGUCAACAGCCUUUUGGCUUCCCCAGGGAUUGUGCGAAGGGCUCUUCUUCUGAACCUUCCUGUUGGCUUUUCCUGGCACUUCUAAAAUAAGUGGAAGGAGAAUAAAUGUUAUUUCAGUCUCA
This is a messenger RNA of Calidris pugnax (ruff), 2048 nucleotides long. It is a transcript of the gene PON2, whose product is annotated as paraoxonase 2. NCBI's taxonomy places the organism in Eukaryota, Metazoa, Chordata, Aves, Charadriiformes, Scolopacidae. The coding region runs from base 1 to 1527 and encodes 508 amino acids. The record is from RefSeq and is a predicted model, not a curated record. Gene Ontology annotation, molecular function: arylesterase activity. The transcript has 14 exons.